Molecule: messenger RNA, 1933 nt
Organism: Oryza sativa Japonica Group (Japanese rice)
Lineage: Eukaryota; Viridiplantae; Streptophyta; Magnoliopsida; Poales; Poaceae
Biological process (GO): positive regulation of ERAD pathway
Molecular function (GO): ubiquitin protein ligase activity
Source: RefSeq, a predicted model, not a curated record
GAAAAAGAAAUAAUAAUAAACAAAAACAUUAGACCCCCAAAAAAAAAUCUGAGAAAGAAGCGAAAAUAUCCUCUCGACCCCCCUCACCGGAAAAGGGUAUUGCGUCGCCUCCCGCCGCGACGGCGACGACGACGACGACGACGAGCGCGGGCUCCCUCCACCGCCGCCUCCGCCACCGCCUCGCCGCCUGCCUCCGCGCGCCUCCCCCGCCUCCUCCUCCUCCUCCUCCUCCUCCCACAUCGGACCCCGCCGCGGUGAGGCUGCGUCGCCGCCGGCUCUUCUGGAAGGGGGCGCAUCGUGCUCCGAUGGACGCGCAGGUUCAGCAGCAGCAGCAGGCGGCGCCGCAGCAGCAGCCGCCGCCCGCGGCCGCGGCGGCGGCGGGGAGGAGGUACGGCGUGCACUUCUCGGCGUCGAGCUUCAUCCAGGCGCCGCUCUCCGCGCUGCUCGAGUACUCCGGGAUCCUCCGCGCGGACCCCGGCGGCGGGCCGCAUCAGGUUGGGGGUGGGGGUGGGGGUGGGGGUGGUGAGGUGUCGAUCCGGAUUGUCGGGUCCGGGGAGGCCGCCGGGGCGGCGUCCGAGAGGGGGGAGGAAGGGGUCGUGGAGGACGAGGCGGGGGCCGCCCCGCAGGCGAACCCAUCCACAUCGGCUGCGGCGGCGGCGACGGCCGGCGGCGGGGAGGCGGGGAGGGAGUCCUCGUCGUCGUACCAGAGGUACGACAUACAGCAGGUGGCGAGGUGGGUGGAGCAGAUACUCCCCUUCUCCCUUCUGCUGCUCGUCGUCUUCAUCAGGCAGCACUUGCAAGGUUUCUUCGUGACGAUUUGGAUUGCCGCCGUGAUGUUCAAGUCUAAUGAUAUCCUGCGCAAGCAAACUGCUUUGAAGGGGGAGAGAAAAAUGUCAGUCCUUGUUGGGAUCACAAUAUUAUUCGUUGUUCAUGUAUUUGGAGUUUACUGGUGUUACAAGAAUGGUGACCUCGUACGACCUCUGGUGGCUCUUGCUCCAAAAGAAAUUCCACCGUUUUGGCAUGCAAUAUUCAUCAUUUUGGUGAAUGAUACAAUGGUGCGCCAAACUGCUAUGAUCAUCAAGUGCAUGUUACUUAUGUACUACAAGAACAGCAAAGGGCGUAGCUAUCGUAGGCAGGGCCAAAUGUUAACAGUUGUGGAAUAUUUUCUACUUCUGUACCGAGCAUUAUUGCCUGCUCCUGUAUGGUACCGAUUUUUCCUGAACAAGGAGUAUGGAAGCCUAUUUUCGUCUCUAACCACUGGAUUAUACCUUACUUUCAAGUUGACAUCAGUUGUGGAAAAGGUUCAAUCAUUUUUGACAGCAUUGAGAGCGUUAUCUCAUAAAGACUUCCAUUACGGUUCAUACGCAACUAGUGAACAGGUUAGUGCUACUGGAGAUAUGUGUGCUAUAUGCCAGGAAAAGAUGCAUACUCCCAUUCUUUUGCGCUGUAAGCAUAUCUUUUGCGAGGAUUGUGUCUCUGAAUGGUUCGAGAGGGAGCGGACAUGCCCGCUAUGCAGAGCGUUGGUGAAACCAGCAGACCUCCGGUCGUUCGGUGAUGGCUCAACGAGCCUCUUUUUCCAGCUAUUCUAGGCAGCCGAUGCUGAUGCCUCAACUCUGUGCAGACAAGAAGGCAGGCAAGCAAGCAGGCAGGUGUUUUAGGUGCGUGCGUCUGUGUUGCUCGCGUUUGCGAGCAGAGCAGCCCUAUGUGGUGCUGAAUCAAUCUCCACGUCUUCCCCAUCAACUGAAAGCGAAGAAGAGUACAUGAGUGUGUGAGUGCGUGCGUGUGUGUACUGAGUGUGCAUAUAUUAUCCCCAUGUAUAGGCUCUUGCGAGGUAUGUAUGCUUGAGCAAAUCUCUUUAUAUAAGAGAACUCACCUUGACCCUACACGAAUUUUACAUAAAUAGAGAUGAGUAUAUACACCGUAUUACUGCCAA